AUGGCCUACUGGAGCCAAUCAAAACUUGUGGGGGGCGGGCUAACGUGGAUUUGGCGGUGGUUGGUUGUCGUCGGCGACAGGCUUCUGGGUUGCGGCGCAUUGUGCAUCGGUAGCUAGGUUGCGGCGGACUGCGACGAGAGAGUUGCAAUGAACAGGAUCCGAAUCCACGUCCUGCCGAGUAGCCGGAACCGGCUGACGCAGCACACCACGCGUCCUCAGGAGGCGCAGACAUGCGCCUUCACGCAGCGGCCGUGCUCUCAACCACGCCUGGACGGCUUGGAGUUCUGCAUCAAACACAUUUUGGAAGACAAGAGCGCCCCAUACAAGCAAUGCAAUUACGUCUCUGCUAAAAAUGGCAAACGCUGCCCCAAUGCUGCUCCAAAGGUCGAGAGGAAAGAUGGGGUGACAUUCUGUGCCGAGCAUGCCCGCAGGAAUGCCAUGGCCCUCCGCGCUCAAAUGAGGAAGGCGUCGUCUGGUCCGUCGCCGGAGACUCUGCUGUCCCAGCUGAGUGGGUACAGCCGCGCAGAGACGCACGGGCUCGAUGGAGGUCGCGCUGAAGCAAGUCGUAUUCUAGAUGAAGACAGUCCAAUGAGUGAGGAGGAGCAGGGUCCCCUGGUACUGGACCAGACAUGGAGAGGAGACCCCGAAAGUGAGGGCGACAGCAUCGACAGUGACCACGAGGAUCCUCUGAAACAUGCUGGCGUGUACACGGCAGAGGAGGUGGCGCUCUUCACUCGAGAUAAACUCAUCAGGCUCCAGUCUCUCUACAUUGAUCAGUUCAAACGCCUGCAGCAUCUGCUGAAGGAGAAGAAGCGCAGAUAUCUGCACAACCGCAAAAUCGAACAUGAAACCAUCGGAAGCAGUCUCCUGACAGGACCUGAAGGCCUGUCUGUAAAGGAGAGGGAGAACCUGAAAAAGCUCAAAGCUCUGCGUCGCUACCGCCGCCGCUAUGGUGUCGAAGCUCUGCUGCACCGGCAACUGAGAGAGCGAAGACAGACAUUGACGGAAGGAGCUCCUCAGGUACAUUCGCGAGCGGCGCAGGAGAAAUGCAUUUCCUUCAUGGAUGGAAGUCGAUGCUGCAAUCCCUGCCUUCCCCUGACUCGUCACUGCGUCGCCCAUAUCUUCCAGGACGGCAACCAGGUUCUUUUCAGAAGCUGCCCGGGAACCAAGGACAUCCCGUGCGAACGUACGGUGCACAUGGGCCAAUCGGAUGACCCCCGUUGCCCGCUUCACCUCCCCCUGCCUCCUCCCAUGUAUCAGCCAGAGCAGGAGCCCCCCCCGCAGGAGCACCUGACCCCCACCGGCAGAGACCUUUACCUGAGCGCUGCCGAGCUCCAGCCCACUGAGAGCCUACCCCUGGAAUUCAGUGAUGACCUGGAUGUGGAAGGAGAUGGGAUGCAGGGUCCGCCAUCCCCCCUUCAGUUUGACACAGCCCUAGCCCUCGAAGACCAGACCAUCCGUGCGAUUGCCGAGGCCCCAAUGGACCUCCUAACCGCCGAUGACCCGGAUCAGGUAGAUCUAGAUGCGUCAGGACAGGACAUCAACGACAUUGCAGAUGAGCAGGUUGCGUCCGAGGUGGGGGGAGCCAAAGAAGACGCUCCCAGAUGAAGAAAUGGGUCUUUGUUUUUGAAACAUUUUCAAAUGUUCACUAGUUGCUCUUUGAUUGGUCCUCUAUACUCACAAUAAACUCUGCACUCAUCCUG
This is a messenger RNA of Syngnathoides biaculeatus (alligator pipefish), 1703 nucleotides long. RefSeq names its product KAT8 regulatory NSL complex subunit 2 (gene kansl2). NCBI's taxonomy places the organism in Eukaryota, Metazoa, Chordata, Actinopteri, Syngnathiformes, Syngnathidae. Gene Ontology annotation, cellular component: NSL complex. Bases 148 to 1608 code for a protein of 486 amino acids. The transcript is spliced from 10 exons. The record is from RefSeq and is a predicted model, not a curated record.